This is a messenger RNA of Anisakis simplex (herring worm), 750 nucleotides long. The record is from the annotation of a GenBank genome assembly. NCBI's taxonomy places the organism in Eukaryota, Metazoa, Nematoda, Chromadorea, Rhabditida, Anisakidae.
AUGAUUCUGGAUUUGCUCACGUUUUUGAUCGUGUUCUUUCAUGUCACCGAGGAUACCACUUUAUCAGUCGAUUUAGAGGAUUCAGAUUCGGCAGCUGUUAAGCUUGAAUAUGGUGUCGAAAAGAGGGCGCAAGACACAUUCGGGAAAGGCAGUGUGCCUGACAAAUUCUGUAUCGCUCCAUGUCCGCAGCGAAAUUUCGGUGAUUCAGAUUUCACUUACAAUCCAGAAUUGUUGUACAAAUUUGAAGUUCAGAAUUCAUCUCAGAAGUGUACGCCUAAAUCCAGCGGAUAUAUCAGUACAUUAUUUUCUCAUUCUUCCGAAGAGGAAGAAGAGAAACGUGUUCUCAAUGAAAAAUUUCGUUUUCACUAUCCUCAUGUACAAAUAACAUUCAGCAAGAUCAAAAGCAUAAAAAAAGAAAUGUUACAAAUUGCAAAGACUUGUGGUUUGGACGUUCCCACAUUGGCCUACGCAUACGUCUUUUAUGAGAAAGUCGUACUCAAGGGUCUUGUGAAUAAAUCAAAUCGAAAGUUAGUGGCUGGUGCUGCUUUACUAAUAGCAACAAAAAUUAAUGAUCAUGGCUCUAUGGGUUUAUCGAGUAUUAUAGACCACAUAGAGACUGUGUUCCGGAUAAAUCGUCGAGAUAUGCUGCAACUGGAGAUUCCAUUGUGUGUAGCAUUGGAUUUCAAGUUGCAUGCAUCUGAAGCUGAGAUAGUGCCACACUGUCAAAGGAUUGUCUCUGCGCAAAAUUGA